AAUGCAAACCCCCAAUUAAGAAAUUCACACUUGAAGCAAACUAUUUACAACAUUAGACUUGUUUUCCAAAAUGUUUUUGACACUGUUGAUCUGCGCUUUGGAAAUUUUGACAAAUCUUAGCCCAGCUUCGGCACAAUAUGAUGGUCCACCCCUUCCUCCACCAGAGACAACCCAACUCGGAUACGUGGAUGGGAAAUCGUAUUACUACAACGAUUCACAAAUUAUGGACUGGCAAUCUGCGAGUCAGUUCUGCCAAUCAUUCGGUUGGAGACUUGCUGAAAUCAGGACACAAGCCCAGCACGACUUUUUUGUCGCUAAAUCCCAAAAUGAAGGAUUUAUAGGGCAAUAUUGGCUUGGUGCGAGAGACUCUUCCACGGUUGGGCAGUAUUCUUGGGACGGGAUUGACUGGUCACGUGACAACAGAUUGAAGAACUUUGGACAGCAAAUAUUAUUAUAUCACCAACCUCAGAUGUGCCUGCUUUUCGAAUCCUACGAUUUGGGAGCAGGGUACAAGAGGAGUUAUUGGUCUACACAGCCUUGUGUAGGAUCCUCGGCGGCCAUCUUGUGUGAAAAUAUCCCGAGAAUCAAUUACUAUAAAUUUUAAGAGUGUCUUAAUUGAGGCAAAAAUUAAAAUUAGGAUUGUUCAUAUUUGAUUAUAUUUAAAUCUUGGAAAUUAAGAGCUGGUUCUUACAACUAUCUAAAUAAAUAAACCGUAGCAACAAAAUGCAGCAAUAGAUCCCCCAAGAA
Messenger RNA from Folsomia candida, 747 nucleotides. RefSeq lists its product as uncharacterized. The transcript is spliced from 4 exons. The record is from RefSeq and is a predicted model, not a curated record. NCBI's taxonomy places the organism in Eukaryota, Metazoa, Arthropoda, Collembola, Entomobryomorpha, Isotomidae. Bases 71 to 604 code for a protein of 177 amino acids.